AUGUCGAGGUCCUGUUUGCAGCUUCAUGUCAAACAAAUUUCUGUCAAAAUGCCAGGUACUACUUCCGCUAGCUUUCCGCCCACGACAAACGGCAACGGCACAGUGACGCCCCGAAGCUCUGUGACACACCUUUCUGUUUUGUCCGAGGCAAUCCAGACAAAGACCACGCUCCUCGCCAACAGCCUCAACGCCAAAAAAAUCGAUGCACCUUCGUUUGAACUGGAUGGGUCUACUAGUUUCCCUCUUGAUAAGCUAGAUCUCCAGGACAAGACCACCCGAACCGAACUCAUAGCUCUAACAAAGGAGCUCCAUGACUUGCUUGUUGGCCCUAAGGAUGCCCUCAAGAACUUGGCAUGGAAUUCCGUAAGCUAUAUUCCCCUGGAAGCCAUUUGCGAGUUCCGCGUCGCCGAGGCUGUGCCUCCCAGAGGCUUCAUCUCAUACACCGCCCUCGCCGGCAAAAUAGAAGAGCUCACCGGCGUGAAAGUCAUUGUUUCUGACUUGAAAUGCAUUUUGCGACUUGCAAUGGCAAAUGGCCUGUUUUCGGAGCCAAGACCAAAUCACGUCGCACACAGCCGGUCAUCCCUGCUCCUGCUAGAGGACCCAAGUGUGGCAAGUUGGGUCGCCAUGUUCACCACCGAUCUUCUUCGGCCCAUCGUCAGCACUGUGGAAGCCAUUAAAAAAUGGCCAGGCUCACAAGAACCUAACGAAACUGGCGUGAACAUAGCAUACGGCCACGACACGCCAUUCUUUGAGUUCAUGCAGUCGGACCAGGUGAGAAUGAAGCGUUACGGUCUAGCCAUGAAAGCUCAAAGCGAUCGUGACGGAUUUGACUUGUCACAUACCAUCGAGGGCUACCCCUGGUCCGACCUCGGUGCGGCAAGGGUCGUCGACCUCGGUGGCAAUCAGGGGCACGUCGCUUUUGAACUCGCGGAAGCCUUCCCGCAGCUAUCAUUUAUCGUGCAGGACAAGCCGGAGAUGAGAACCGACCAGACGAUUGGUCAAGUUCCCGAGCACCUGUCUGCUCGGGUCGAGCUGACCGCACACGACUGUUUCAAACCACAGCCCGUGGAAGCAGAGGUCUACUUUUUCCGCCAAGUAUUUCACGCCUUGUCAGACAAGUACGCCGUCGCCGCUCUCAAGGCGCUUGUGCCCGUUAUGCGGCCCGGUGCUCGGGUGGUCAUCAACGACUACAUCCUGCCCCAGCCCGGUGUCUUGCCACAGAGCGACGAAAAGAGCGUCAGGACCAUGGAUCUACUGAUGCGGACAGUGUGUAACGCGCGAGAGAGGGAAGCGGGUGACUGGAAGGCGCUCUUUGAGCAGGCCGACGUGCGGUUUCGAUGGAGGGGCGCUACUAAAACACCUGGAAAACUAUCCUUCAUCGAGGCGGUGUGGGAGGAGCAGGAAUAG
Molecule: messenger RNA, 1407 nt
Organism: Akanthomyces muscarius
Lineage: Eukaryota; Fungi; Ascomycota; Sordariomycetes; Hypocreales; Cordycipitaceae
Exons: 4
Coding region: 1-1407 (468 amino acids)
Molecular function (GO): O-methyltransferase activity
Source: RefSeq, a predicted model, not a curated record